Drosophila busckii is the source of this 3962-nucleotide messenger RNA. It is a transcript of the gene yata, whose product is annotated as N-terminal kinase-like protein. Gene Ontology annotation, biological process: protein phosphorylation. The record is from RefSeq and is a predicted model, not a curated record. NCBI's taxonomy places the organism in Eukaryota, Metazoa, Arthropoda, Insecta, Diptera, Drosophilidae. The transcript is spliced from 8 exons. Bases 540 to 3170 code for a protein of 876 amino acids. Gene Ontology annotation, molecular function: ATP binding; protein kinase activity.
CGUUACUCUGCUCGGAAAAAGAUUAGACACAGUUAAGCAACUUUAAAUGUUAAUAAUUCAGCACAGCACAAUAGUUAUAAUGUAAUAUGGUGCAACAUUAAACGCAUUUGAAUUUAAUUUUGUGUUAAGCUCAAAAAUAGUCGUGAUAAGAGCUGAAAAUAUGUGGCAAAUAUUGUUGCUGUGAAAUAGAAUCAGAGAGAGUAUUGACGGAACGUGUACGUACGGGAAAGAAGGACAACAUAGUGGUCUGUUGAUAAAUGCAUAUAUGUAGAUAAAUCUCCAGUGUGACUUAUUAGACACGAUUCCAGCAGAAAGCACGUUAAUGUUAAAUACUAACUGCUAAAAAACACUUGGGUCUUCGAGGGUAACGUUUAUUUUACUUGCCAGCGCUUCUUUUCUUCUGCCUUAAACAAUAAUCAACAGCAACAGCUGUGUGUGUGCGUGUGUGUCAGCGUGUGCGUGUGGGUGUGGGUGUGUAGAUUGUCGCGUUCCCUGUGUUUGUCGGACGUAACAAAAUAUUGAGUCGUCGAGCAAAACACAUGAUGUGGUCGUUCUUUUCGCGCGACUCCUCCAAAGAUUUUCCAUAUGACAUUGGCGAACCAGUGCCUGGAUUCGACAACUAUUCCAUAUGGACACUGCACAAAGCCAAGCGGAAGGGCACACAAGAAGAGGUAUCUGUAUUUGUUUACGACAUACGCAGCGGCUCCGAUACAAAAUGCGAAUUAGCAAAAGCGUCUCUAAAGCGCCUGAAGACGUUGCGUCACCCGAGCAUACUGCAAUUUCUAGACUCACUAGAAACAGAUAAAAUGUUGUACGUAGCCACGGAGGCCGUAGAGCCACUGGGUGUCUACUCCGCAAAACUGGCCACUGAUAAUUUACAAAAAGGCCUCUACUUGGCCUGGGGCAUAUUUCAAAUCACACGCGCGCUCUCUUUUCUGAAUAAUGAUGGAAAUUUGAGGCACAACAACGUUUGCGCGUGGUCGGUGUUUGUCAAUGCAUCUGGCGAAUGGAAGCUUGGCAGCUUGGAGUAUGUGGCUGCUGCUGAUGGUAGUCCAAUGCCACCAGUUAAAAUACCUGUUACACUGGAGGUCUACGAUGCGCCGGAGAAGAAUGAUCAGAGCAAGCUUAAAGCAGCCACAAAAUGCUCGGUAGAUAUGUGGGGACUUGGUUGUCUCGUUUGGGAGGCCUUCAAUGGUCCUUUAAAGCAGCGUUCUAAUCUUAAGGAACUUGAACAUGUACCCAAAUCCCUGCAAUCGCUGUAUUGUGAACUGGUGGGCGCUUCACCUUCAAAUCGCCCUAAUCCAGCGGAUAUUAUAACUCGUUGUCGUAAGCCAGGUGGUUUCUUUAGAAACGACUUGGUGGACACACUGCUGUUCCUAGAGGAAAUUCAAAUCAAAGACAAAGCAGAAAAGAAUCGCUUCUUCAGCGGCUUAACCACGCAUUUGGAUAACUUUCCCGAUAACGUCUGCAAACACAAAAUACUUCCACAGCUAAUAACCGCUUACGAGUAUGGAGAUGCGGGCUCUGCCGUGCUUGCUCCGAUGUUUAAGCUGGGUAAAUUACUUGACGAGCUGGAAUAUCAAAAGCGUAUCGUGCCCUGCGUGGUCAAGCUGUUUGCCUCAACAGAUCGGGUGACACGAUCGCGCCUGUUGCAACAAUUGGAUUUGUUUAUUGCACAUCUGCAGCCGACUGUGGUUAAUGAUCAGAUAUUUCCACAAGUUGCGCAUGGUUUUUUGGACACAAACGCCACCAUACGUGAACAGACAGUCAAGUCCAUUAUACACUUGGCGCCCAAGCUCAACUACAAUAAUCUAAACGUUGAAGUAUUGCGUCACUUUGCGCGUCUGCAGGCUCGCGAUGAUCAGGGCGGUAUACGUACUAAUACAACAGUUUGCCUGGGCAAGAUUGCGCCACAUCUGCAUCCACAGGUGCGUCAACGUGUGCUCGUCUCAGCAUUUAUACGUGCCAUGCGUGAUCCCUUUCCGCCGGCUAGAGUAGCCGGUGUACUAGCGCUAGCAGCGACGCAGCAAUAUUUUCUGCUCAGUGAAGUAGCCAAUCGUGUCUUACCAUCGUUGUGUUCGCUUACUGUGGAUCCCGAGAAAACAGUGCGCGAACCAGCCUUUAAAACAAUACGCGGCUUUCUUGGCAAACUCGAAAAGGUCUCUGAAGAUCCAAGUCUGCGUGAAACAAUGGAAGCGGAUGUACACACCGCCACGCCAUCAAUCGGCAAUGCAGCAGCCACCUGGGCUGGGUGGGCAGUUACUGCAGUUACGGCCAAGUUCUAUCGCAGUCAAAGCGACUCCUCAAGACCAAGACCGCCGCUGACUGGUCGCAAUUUAUCCAAGCCAGCAUCACUAGAGCAACCAUCGAGCAGCAGUCUUUCGACGACCACAAGUAGCGUGACAUCCAUGACAUCGCUAGAACAUGAAAGCAACGAUACAUCUGCCUCCGCCUCUGACUACGGCAACAACGAUUGGGACAAUGAAAACUGGGGUGAAAUGGAUACCUCGCAGGAUCCUAGCAGUCCACUGGCACCAAAUGCCAACAAUGGUCAGCUUCUGGCGGCCAAUGUGUUAAACGAAGUACGCGAUGGUUGGGACAACGAAGAAUGGGGUAGCCUAGAGGAGGAUCCGUGUGAGGAGGAAGAGCAGGCGGAACAGGAGCAACAGCAACAGCAGUUGGCUAGACAAUCGAUAUCAUCAACAACAUCAUCAAGUCAACAGCAGCAACGACCACUGCUGCCGCAUCAGCAUCAACAGCAGUUGCAGCAGCACGAACUAAAUGAUUUAAUGGAGCCAUUGGCCAAGCUCAAUACACACAUAAUCACGUCGCCAUCAAAGCAACACUCAAGUCUGCGACCUAAAGAGUUGGCCAAUCUAUCGAGCAGCGCCAACACCUCGCCCACAACGCCGGGGGCAUUGACCAAUUGCAAUAACAUAAGCCCGCCUUCGUCGCAUUUCAAUAAUUCGACGCAUAAUGCCAAUUGGAACAGCGACUCCUGGGCCGAUGGUGAAUUUGAGCCCAUAGAUGAGCCGGGGUUAGGCAUAAGCAAACUGGAUGAUGCGCGUCGCAAGCGUGAGGAAAAGAAAAUGCAGCGUCAGCGAGAACUCGAGGCAAGGCGAGCGCAGCGCGCAACUGGCCCAUUAAAAUUGGGCGCCAAAAAGCUUUAAAAAUAUUUACAGAAAACCAGCUAAAAGUGCUUACAUUUUCUAGCAUUGUAUAUUUAUUAGCACUUAAUUUGAAACUAAUAAGCCUAAAGUGUAUGUAUGUAUUUUGUAUAGCAGUGUAUCAUGUGUGUGUGCGUGCAUAGAAUGCAAAUCUCAACGUUUACAACUCCAUUUCGAUAAAUAUCCAUAUACGAACCUAUAAUGCUAAAAUGAUAUUAUUUCUAAAUAUAUACAACUGACAGUGUCUGAGGUCUCGUUAACAUAGUAUAUGUGCAGAAUUCUUUAUCUCUAUCUCCCUCUCUCUCUCUUUCUCUGUAAUCAACAUUAACUGACAACGCAGACUAACUAAAUACCAUCAAUUAGAUAGUAAUUUAUUUAAAAUUUGUACUGAAGUGAGCCAGUGUCAUAGCUAAUGUCUGAAUGUCACUGAUACAAAUAUUAUUCCAACAGAUACAAAUCAAUAUUUUGUGCUAAAAGCUUGCUUAAUGAAAUGAAUCAUACACUUGUCUAUUAUAUUCUUUUUUUCUGCUCAAAGUCCUUGUAUCUGUCAAUAUCAAACCAUUUCAACUCAUUGUAUAUUUAUGUGCAUGAGUAUGUGUGUUUUCAAAUCUAAUUCCAUUUCGGUAUACUAUUCAUUGGUGUUCACGUGUAUGUUGUAUGUUGUGAAAUGUCUUAAUCAUUCAGUCAUUUUCGCUAAUUAGUAUUUCCAAUAUAACUUUCUGGAUCGCUGUAAACAGUUUGUAAACACGUGUUUGUGCUGAAAACGCAAAACUAUAAAAUUGUGAAUUUUAAUAA